AACUAAUGUUAAGCCGACGAUCAACUAUAUUACAAGACACAACAAACCAGACACUAGGAGGGAAAUCACGCUUAUGGAUAUAAGUAGAAUGCCAAUGCGUACAACUUUAUUUGGAGAUUUGGCUACAAAUGAAGGAUCAAUUCUUGAAGCAGAAAUCAAAUAUAAGCCUGUAAUAGUAUUAUUAGAUUUUAAAAUCUCUAUAUAUCAAGGAGAUACAAACAUAUCGUCGCAAAUUAUUUCAACAUUAUGUAUCAACCCAAAAAUAGAACUAGCUAGCGAAUUAAGGGAAUGGUUUCAAUUGGAAGAAGUUGCAAAAGCAAAAGGAUCUCCAUCGACGCUUUUUAAAAAUGCUAAGGAAAUUCAUAUUAGUGAUAUUAUGCAUAAGUCACAGAAUUCGAUACAGGCACAAUAUUGCACAUUUAAGGCAAAGAUAACUACUAUUUUAAAUAGGCUCGAGCUAUAG
Messenger RNA from Asparagus officinalis (garden asparagus), 463 nucleotides. Its product is annotated as replication protein A 70 kDa DNA-binding subunit B-like. The record is from RefSeq and is a predicted model, not a curated record. NCBI's taxonomy places the organism in Eukaryota, Viridiplantae, Streptophyta, Magnoliopsida, Asparagales, Asparagaceae. Bases 74 to 463 code for a protein of 129 amino acids. The transcript has 5 exons.